This is a messenger RNA of Oncorhynchus mykiss (rainbow trout), 2655 nucleotides long. RefSeq names its product calreticulin 3a (gene calr3a). Gene Ontology annotation, cellular component: endoplasmic reticulum membrane; endoplasmic reticulum. Gene Ontology annotation, molecular function: calcium ion binding. Gene Ontology annotation, biological process: ERAD pathway; protein folding. The record is from RefSeq and is a predicted model, not a curated record. NCBI's taxonomy places the organism in Eukaryota, Metazoa, Chordata, Actinopteri, Salmoniformes, Salmonidae.
CUACAACGUAUCCAACGUUUCACCGUAAACAGCGUCCCUCGUAUCCAUGGGACGAAUCGCAGUUUACUCACAUGAGUCACAUGACAUAAUUUAAACGCGCCAUUCUACGGAAAGCUAAGAGGCACGGGCUUUCAGAGGAGCUAAACGACACAGUUAACCUGGACAGCGGGACGGUGGAAGCAUGAGGGUCGCAGUGGCAAUAUUUUCAGUUUUUGCAUCGGUAGCUGUCAUCAUCGACGCUACUGUAUACUUCAAGGAACAAUUUCAGGAUGGAGAUGCAUGGAAGAGCCGGUGGCUUGUAUCAAAGCACAAGACUGACUAUGGAGAGUGGCAACUGACUGCUGGGAAGUUUUAUGGCGAUGCUGAGGCCGAUAAAGGCCUCCAGACCAGCCAGGAUGCCCGUUUCUAUGCUAUGUCCAGCCGCUUUAAACCCUUCAGCAACGAGGGCAAGCCCCUGGUGGUCCAGUUCACUGUCAAACACGAGCAGAAGAUCGACUGUGGCGGCGGAUAUGUCAAAAUCUUCCCAGCAGACCUAGACCAGGCAGCUAUGCACGGAGACUCGCAGUACUACAUCAUGUUUGGGCCAGACAUCUGUGGCUACAGCACCAAGAAGGUUCACGUCAUCUUUAACUAUAAAGGCAAGAACCACCUCAUCAAGAAAGAAAUCAAAUGCAAGGAUGACGAGCUGACACACCUGUACACUCUGAUCCUGAACCCGGACCAGACAUACGAGGUGAAGAUCAACAAUGAGAAGGUGGAGUCAGGCACUUUGGAGGAGGACUGGGACAUUCUGCCCGCAAAGACCAUCAAGGACCCUGAGGCCAAGAAGCCAGAGGACUGGGACGACAGGCCCAAGAUUGACGAUCCUACAGACACCAAGCCAGAGGGCUGGGAGAAGCCUGAGAACAUCCCUGACCCUGAUGCUAAGAAGCCUGAUGACUGGGAUGUGGACAUGGAUGGAGAGUGGGAGCCUCCUGUGAUCCCCAACCCGGAGUAUCAGGGAGAGUGGAAUCCAAAGCAGAUUGAAAACCCCGACUACAAAGGUACCUGGGUGCAUCCUGAGAUUGAUAACCCUGAUUACACAGCUGACACCUCCAUCUACAAGUUUGACAACAUUGGAGUGCUGGGUCUGGACCUGUGGCAGGUGAAGUCUGGCACCAUCUUUGACAACUUCCUGAUUGGUGAUGAUGUAAAGGAGGCGGAGGAGUUUGGAAAUGAAACCUGGGGAACUACAAAGGAACCAGAAAAGAAAAUGAAAGAUGCACAGGAGGAGGAGGAGAGGAAAGCUAGAGAAGAGGAGGAGAAGAGCAAGAAGGACACUGCUGACGAUGAGGGAGAUGAUGAUGAUGAUGAGGAGGAUGAGUCAAAGGAGGAGGAAGAGGACAGCCCAACGGAAGAAGGGGAAGAGGAAACUCCCAAGAAGGACAAGGACGAGUUGUAAAUUAAACUGAACAGAAGAUGUUUCUGUCCCGCCCUAUCUUCUCUCCAAUGGACUGACUGCUGUGCAUCAUCACAUUGAGUAAUACCCUAUGGACUUGCCCUUCCUGUGGCAACCUAUUUUUCAGGUGUAGGGGUGGGAAAGGGGCAGGCAAUGUUUGCCUUAGAGGUUCCAUUUUUUUUAAACAUUUUUUUUAAAAUAGGUGUUUAGGGUUGAAUAACUGGGUUUAAGUUUUAUGUUUCUGUGAGUGAUUAAUUUAGGAUAAUUUCCCCCUUUAUUCAGAAUGUGGUCUGUCCUGUCCAUGUGUCCUACAGUUGCUCUAGGUGGUGCUGCCACUGGCUUCCUUGCUUUUAUCAUCAGCUACCAUCAGUUCAUCCCUUCAGUGUCAAAGCAAAGGAUUAUUCCCCACAUUAUUGUCAUCAGUCUUAUCUGAUAUUGUCUAUUUUGGGAAACAAAUUGGGUGCAUAUCAGUUGUAGUUUGUUUGAUUUAUUUUUAUACAGUUGUAUGCUGUACUGUACUAUAAAUUAUUAUAAUCAACAUCCUUUUAAUUUAUUCCCUCGUUACAAUCAUCCUGUUUGUCCACCAUUCAUAACUCUCCCAUGAUCUAUUUUGUACAUGUUGCUGUCUCAGACCUUGCUUUAGUUGUAUGGCAGCCGCAGACAUGACUAUCAGACUAAAGGAUCUAAACUGUGACUCACAAUCUUAAACAUGUCACUGUCCUCACAGAGUACUGUUUAAAUUUCAGUGAAUAAAUUAAGCUUUUUAUUUCAAUAAGUAUUUUCAGGAGACUUACAUUCCAGAAAGGUUAGAUUCUUACUGAUUUUGUGAUAUGGAUGGGUUUGCUGUAACUGUUCUAAUUUGGUGUUGUAGACACAAUGAGGAGAGGUACUCUUGACCGUGUGUUUUAUUUCAGGUCACUGCCUCUUAGGACACUCAGGACAGGGCAAUGGCAGGUCUCUGCCUCUCUGAGGACACUCGGGACAGGGCGGUGGGCCUUUUCUCUAAACCAUGUUCUGGAACAAUCCAUACCCAGAUACAGCAAUACAUGCAAGUUUGUCAGUAACAGUACACAACAUUUUCAGUAGAAAGAAACCACUGAAAUUGUUUGCUUUCUAAUAAUUGUACAAUUCCGUAACUGAUCAUUUUGUAAAUGAAUGUCUCCGUCAGUCAUGUUUUAAAUGCUUGUUGAAAACCCACUAAAUAAUUUACAAAGUCA